GUAAUUCAUCUUUGUCUAUGUCUUUCUCUGAGCUGAAUUAAAGGGCGCUGCUGGUAGUAAAAAUGGAGGCAGAAAAGGGAUGGAUGUACAACUCUGAAACAGUAGCCAAAAUUCAGCUAUUUUUUGGAUUAGAAUGUGUUCCCGUUGCAGAUAUACAGGAUGAACCGCCACAACCAAACAGUAAUAACAAAAAACCUCACAAUGGUCAGUCAAACGGAGUAACUCACAGGCCUGUUUCACCGCAGCAUGAUGUCAGCAGUCAGUCCUUGCAAGGACCGGGAAGUUCCGGGGAGAGUCGACGGCUUGGUGACCCCAACGCAACUGUGUCGGCGGCUCCUGUUGAAUAUCGAGUGCACAACAAAUUUUGGCAUUACCUCUUCGCCUUUGGCGCCGCUUUAGGAGAUGAUAUUUUUUACUACACUGUCUUUCCCUUCUGGUUCUUCAAUAUAUCACCAUGGGUUAUUCGCAGAGUGAUUCUUAUGUGGGGACUAUUGAUGUAUGUUGGACAAGCGAGCAAAGAGAUCAUCAGGUGGCCACGCCCUCUUUCACCACCGGUUGCUCCUCUGGAGAGACGAUACUACCAAGAAUACGGGAUGCCUUCCACUCAUGCCAUGGUGGGAACCUUGGUGCCGUUCACAGUCUUAAUUGUCACAUGGGGCAAAGUUGAGUAUCCAAAAGAGGUUGGAGUUUUAUUAGCCAUUUCCUACACCCUGCUUGUGUGUAUGAGUCGACUGUACAAGGGCAUGCAUUAUAUUCUGGAUAUCUUUGGUGGCAUAUUUAUCACUGCCCUCUUGAUGGCCAUCGUAUUCCAAUUCUUGGAGCCGUUAGAUACAUUCCUCAUCACUCAUCCCUAUGCGCCUCUAUUCUCCAUGGCAACAGCCUUCUUUCUCAGCAUCAUCUACCCCACCCAGGAUGGUUGGAGUAGCACCCGGGCCGAUACCAUUGUCAUCAUGGGGGUAACAACGGGCAUCUACUCCUCCUUGUGGCUGUGCCAUCAGCAAGGCAUCCCUCCCAUGUAUGACGAGCUACCAUCCCCGCAUAUCAAAUGGCCAGGCCCAUACAGCAUCCUCCUCAUGCUGUGUCGACAGGUGAUUGGGUUAGCACUGAUGGGUCUUUCACACGUCACAUUCAAAACGAUCAUCCUUGGAAUCCUCUCAGCCAUCAACGGGGAGAAGAUAACGGAGGAGACGAAGAAGCAAACGUGGAUUGAGAUCCCAUAUAAAUACAUCACUUAUUUUGCGAUAUGCGUGGCAUUAAACUAUCUGUCACCCUUAGUCUUUGAAAAGGUUGGUUUGUAAUAAACCUCAUUACCAUGUAUUAGAUUGUGACCAACCACAAUUUAGGAGUUUCAAAAUACAUGUAUGUUUGGGAUGGCUGGGGCAUUUUAUUAUUCGUUGUAUGUCCCAUCUUAUUCAAGUCAGUAGUCAAUUAUAAUUCUUAUCAAACUUGAAUUUUUGUAUCUUAUGCUGCAUGCAAUAACUAAAAUCAUCUUACUAGUUUUUAUGCAGUAAUGUUUUUUCGAGCUAAACAGAAAAAAAGUGCUACAUUGUAUACUUUGUAUGCAGAUCUGAUAAUCAUCUGUUAAAUUUGAUGGAAUUAAUAAUAAUAAUAAUGAUACUUAUAAUGAUGAUUGGAUUGAUGUAGCACCUUUCCAGAGGUUGAAAGGAAUUACAUCUAUCUUUGGGAAUUAAUAUCAUGAGAGCAUGCAAUUUUUUUUUCAAGAUAAUCCUGAAAGUAUCCUGGGAGAAUGGUCUGGGAAGAGGAAAGCUAUUUUGUAGGUUAAAAGUAUGCAUCAAUAUAUAACUUUCCUUGUCGGCAGCCUUGCUAGGAAGAAUUUGCCCAAUUUGUUUCCCAUCAGUUUGAGUUCUUAUGAGCUUUGGAGUGGCUUGCAUCAGGUUAUCUGCCUUUGUGGAAGGGGAUACUUGUAUGUUUGUUGUAUGGAGUUUUGUGUGGCAAUAAUUGUGUAGCCUGGUUCUGCAAGAGAUAAUCUAAAUGACUGUCGCAUUAUUUAAUCCCAGCGUUCAUUUAUUGUCCAUGUGAAAUGUGGCCAGAAUGCAAACCAAAUUUGCACAUUGUAGUAUUCUGUGAUAUAGAGCAAUAUCAUUUUCAUGAAAAGACUUCAUCUUUAUCAUGAAAUAGAUUAUGAAUACAUUUAUUUUGUUCACCCAUAUCUGUUUUGGAUAAAAUAUGACAAAUAGCAAUAUACAUGUACCAUUGUUAAAUACUACGCAACUCUGGAUUGAGAAGCUAUACAGACAUAAAGGAGCUGCUACUGCUAUGGUAGUCUAUGAUUUCAUGUACCUGUAUAAUUUCUAACAAGACAUCAUACUACUCUGUGCUGACUCUUUGAUAAAUUCUUUAAGACAAUUUAGAAAUAUGUCUAUAUGUACAUCUACUUGGCAAAGGUUAAUUAAUUGUACAAGACACAAUACUGCCAAGUGAUAAAACUCUGUUAUCAGGAAAGUAAACAAAUUCAUCUGAUAAAAAGUUUGAAUAGGGUUCAGCGUACCUCUAUGUUCUUGUUUGUGUAGCUUAAAGAUAUAGCAAAACUAUGUAUAUUCUUUUGUACAAGGAUGUACAAUUGUACAUGAGUUAAAGGUAAUGAGCAUGUUAUGUAGCUUAAAAUGUACCAUGGGAGUGUAUCUAAAGUGCAAUAUCUCUUGGUAGAAGAAAUAUUUGAAGCUCACUUUGACCGGUAUUAUUUUGCCUAUGUUUUCAUGUUAGAGAACACUGGAUCUGUCUGUAAAGUCUCUAUCAGCAAAACUAGCAAUUCCUUUUCUUGCUCUUUGUACAGGGCAAGUAUUUUUUUUUGGAGCGGUUUUAAAUGCGUUUAUAGUUUUCAACUAUGUAGAAUAUUUAUAUUGGCUCUGGUCUGAUUCAAAGUUGUUUUUCUCUACUUUGUACAUGAUUUCCAGUGAGACCAUAUACUGUUCAACUCUUAUCGAAAUUCAAAUAUUAAGCCAUGGUACAUAAGUUUUACUACUUGCAGUAUGUUGUAGUUAUAGGAGUUCUAUUUUCUAGAAAAAGAUUCCAAACAUGUGACUGUAAUAAAUUUCUCUAACAUCAUGAUGGUCAUGGUAUGAUACUUCCGAGAGUUGUAUGCAGUCAUUGCAGUGUAGACCAAAAAUCAGUCUUAUCUUGUUCAGGGAUGUGGUAUGCAGAGGCUACAAAAGUAUAUUCUUUAAAAUAUGUUCUAAGACUCCUCUAAACAAGUGGACUUUUUCUGUCUACAGUGAAACCACAAACUUCACGUGAAACGUUUGUGAAUCUUGAGAGUAGUUCAGAUUUGUGAAAAUUUCAUGCCACAUCACUUUUUGCAAUUCUCGAAAGUUUCAUGACUUGAUAAAGGUCAAGUUUUAUGUUACAUUUCUCAUCUUUGUGAAUGAUUUCCAACUGGACCAGAUUUAUUGGAUGUACAGACUUGGGUUUUAUUUCUGAAUAUUUAGAGUGGUACAUGAUGACCAACUUACAAAUGAGGUCUGAUAAUACCAUUUGUAUUUUUGUAUUAAAUAUAAAAAAAAUUCAUUCACAAAGAACAUUAAUAUUCUGUAUUGCAAUACAUAGUUAUAAUGAUAAUUACAAUUAAUAUAGGUUUGAACUACUCUUUCAUAAUCUUCAUUUUAUCAUUUUGUAUGUUUUCUUUUGAUUGGUGCGGUUAUUAAGAUUUAAUUGCAGAAUAAAUAAAUUGAUAUAUUUAUCAAAA
Strongylocentrotus purpuratus (purple sea urchin) is the source of this 3703-nucleotide messenger RNA. RefSeq names its product sphingosine-1-phosphate phosphatase 2. Gene Ontology annotation, biological process: sphingosine metabolic process; phospholipid dephosphorylation. The coding region runs from base 63 to 1298 and encodes 411 amino acids. The record is from RefSeq and is a predicted model, not a curated record. The transcript has 4 exons. Gene Ontology annotation, cellular component: endoplasmic reticulum membrane. Gene Ontology annotation, molecular function: sphingosine-1-phosphate phosphatase activity. Lineage: Eukaryota; Metazoa; Echinodermata; Echinoidea; Camarodonta; Strongylocentrotidae.